UUUGGUUUGUCAAACAACUAUUCAACAAUACAGGUCGACGUCGGUCGUCGACUGGUCGAGUACUGACAUAGAACAAUAUUGACGGUACUGAGUAGUCGAGCCACUAGUUCACAAUUCAAGUGCCCGAAAGUCGAACGUUCAUUUUUAAUAUUUUUUGUUUGAUUCAUAAUGUUGCGGUGGGCGAUGGCUAAUGAUAAAAUUUGCUAACUCGUCUAUACUCUAUGCCCUCUGGUCUCUAGGCCCUCGUGGUUUGUACUCGAUUUUCAUUAGCAUUAGUCAUUUCUCAACGUCACCGGUUAUUGAAACUGCACGCAUAAGUACGUGUAACUGAUAUCAAGUAUCAACUUAGUAUUAAAAAUGGUCAUAAAUCUUUGUGUUUAAUAAUAAUUGACUUCAAAAUUCUUUCGCUUGACAGUUGUUGAUAGUGAUAAAAUUGCAUUUUUUAUACAACCUAAUUAUCUUUUUGAGUAGUUUCUGCUGUACUCGAGUUGUUUUUUGUCUUUUUCUUUCGUUUAAUACAGCUGAAACUCACGUGUAAUUUACAAUUCUAAUUUAUUGAAUAUUGUAUAGUAAAUGAAGUUUUGGUGUUCAACACUAAAACGAUAGAAGACAAAAACAUGUCCAAACACCGUGAAUGGGAUCCAACUUGUAAAGUAUAUAUUGGUAAUUUAAAAAGCAAUGCCAAUAAGUAUGAAAUAGAAGAUUUGUUUACCAAGUAUGGUCCAUUGAAAAAUAUUUGGAUAGCAAGGAAUCCACCUGGUUUUGCUUUCAUAGAAUAUGAAGACCCUCGUGAUGCAGAGGAUGCUGUUCGUGGUUUAGAUGGAACAAGAUGUUGUGGAUCCAGAAUUGUUGUUCAAAUGUCAACUGGCAAACGUUCCAGAGAUAAAUCACCUGUACAUAGGGGACGAUCUUCACCUUCACGGCGUGCUUAUCGUUCAUAUUCAAAAUCACAAUCAAGGAGUCGCUCACCUGUUUACAGAAGUAGAAAAUCUCGUUCAAGGUCUUAUUCUAGAGGAAAAUACUAAAAUCACUAUUUAUGCAAAACAACUAUGUAACACAUUUUUAUAAAAUACAUGACGAUUUUAUUUAAAAAUAUAUUUUGAUUUGUUAAAGCCAUAUAAGUUGCUGUCCAUGAUUGAAAGGUGUUAGUAUUAAUUUUAGCAAAUGAAAGUUAGUUUGUUUCUAAUGAUUUGUAAUAAAACGAUUCUUAAAUUUAAA
Messenger RNA from Myzus persicae (green peach aphid), 1218 nucleotides. RefSeq names its product RNA-binding protein 1-like. The transcript is spliced from 4 exons. Gene Ontology annotation, biological process: mRNA splicing, via spliceosome. The record is from RefSeq and is a predicted model, not a curated record. The coding region runs from base 618 to 1025 and encodes 135 amino acids. Gene Ontology annotation, cellular component: nuclear speck. Gene Ontology annotation, molecular function: RNA binding. NCBI's taxonomy places the organism in Eukaryota, Metazoa, Arthropoda, Insecta, Hemiptera, Aphididae.